AUGGGUGAUUCAAACCUGGUGGUCUGCCAGGCCAAAGGGAUCUUCUCCCUAAAGGAACCCAGUCUAGCCCCGUACAGAGCAAUGACCCAGAAGAUGGAGGAGAAGUUUUCAACCUUCGAAAUAGAUCAUGCUCCAAGGAACGAAAACCAAUUUGCAGAUGCGUUGGCCUCACUAGGCUCACAAAUAAUGUUUGAAGGGGAUAACACCAGGGUAGAGGUCAGCAAGAGGGAAGAAUCCAUUAUUGAGGUAUUGAAGGAAAGGUUCCUAGAGGAACGAUGUGAAGGGGAUUGGCGGAUCACCAUAAGGGAAGCCUUGAUGAAAGGAGAAGGUGCUGCAGAACUGAAGGUACUAAAAGACUACGCCCUGGUGAGAGGAGAACUUUACCGUAGGAUGCCCGAUGGGGUUUUGUCCAGAUGCGUAGGGCAGGAGGAGGCCCAGAGAAAGUUGAAAGAAGUACAUGACAAGACUUGCGGAUCCUACGGGGAGGUCAACUUUUACCGCAGACUUCAAAGGACAGGCUUCUAUUGGCCAAGCAUGGGACCAGUUAAUCCACCAUCGUGUGGAUACAUAUGGAUACUAGUGGUUACGGAAUACUUCACUAAAUGGGCAGAGGCAGUGCCAUUCCAAAAAGCCACGGGAGGAGUAGUGGCAAACUUCAUCAAGGAGAAUAUAAUUGUUAGGUUUGGAGUACCCCACAGGAUUAUCAGCGACAAUGGCACACCCUUUGUCAACAGUGAUGUAAGGAAGAUGCUGGAAUUCUACCAAGUCAAGCACCAUCGUUUAUCGCCUUAUUACCCUCAAGGAAAUGGGCAAGCAGAGGCAACAAACAAGGUUCUCAUAAAGAUCAUCAGUAAAAUGAGCCAAGAGUAUAUAGGAGGAUGGGCAAUGCACUUGCCAGACGCCUUUUGGGCUUACAAAAAAUCACCAAAGUCUGCCACAGGAUUUUCACCCUUUUCCUUGGUAUACGGGACAGAGAUAGUGAGCCCAGCAGAAGUGAUGACUCCAUCUUUGAGAGUUAUGCAGAUACAAGGGAAUGAAAAAGAGGAAGAAGCCUUUAUGGAAGAAAGGUGUGAAGAUCUGAAAGGAUUUAAUGAAAGAAGGGAGGAAGCCCAAGAGCGUAGCCGCAGAUACAUACAAAGGAUGACAGAAGCCUAUGGCAGGAUUACUAAAGAGAGGGUGUUUGCGGAAGGACAACUUGUGCUAAAAGUGGCGGACUAUGUCAGGUGA
This is a messenger RNA of Quercus lobata, 1227 nucleotides long. RefSeq lists its product as uncharacterized. The coding region runs from base 1 to 1227 and encodes 408 amino acids. Lineage: Eukaryota; Viridiplantae; Streptophyta; Magnoliopsida; Fagales; Fagaceae. The record is from RefSeq and is a predicted model, not a curated record. Gene Ontology annotation, biological process: DNA integration. The transcript is spliced from 2 exons. Gene Ontology annotation, molecular function: nucleic acid binding; RNA-DNA hybrid ribonuclease activity.